AUGCACCUAACAUCUAAUAAUAGUAUCAUUGAUCAAUUAAAGAUUCAAGAAACUUCAAUUUCAAAAUUUACAUUAAAUACUGAAGUUGAUACAAGUGAAAAAAUAAAUUUUAUAGUGGAUACUAAUAAUAAUGAAAAGCUAAAUACUGAAAUUGAUCCGAGUGAAAAAAUAAAUUAUACAGAGGAUACAAAUAAUAAUGAAGAGCUAAAUCGCAUUGAAUCUUUAACUAGGUAUUAUGCUGCAAAAAGUCUCUCCGAAAAUAGGUGGGUUUCAUUCAUCUAUCAGCAUGCAAAUAGUCCUAUAACAGUUCGAAACAGCACAAAAAUACCUGUUCAAGUAGCAUCAGUGCAAAGAAGAAAAGGAGCUGUAUCGCAUAGUCUAAAAAGAAAGACUUUGGGAAGACAACCAUUAGAUAAUAAAGAAAAUGAAGAUCCACUUGAAAUGCAACCAAGAAAAAAAAGAAAAACAAUGCGAAAGCCACAUAAUUUGGCGCAAAAUAUUAAUAAUAACAGAGCUAAUUAA
Molecule: messenger RNA, 522 nt
Organism: Cetraspora pellucida
Lineage: Eukaryota; Fungi; Glomeromycota; Glomeromycetes; Diversisporales; Gigasporaceae
Source: the annotation of a GenBank genome assembly